CCAAGUGAUUGUCAAUAAAGUUAUCGGGGUUUGAAACCAUCAUGGCAGCGUACACGGUUCCUGCAGCUGUCAAAUGCUCAAUAAAUCUUUUACCAAGGGACACUAUGCUGGUGUUAAAGAAUAUUUGCCGGCUGACUGCUGUUUGCACUGGAAAAGGUUACGUUAGUUGGAGGACGUGCAGUUCCUCCGCAUCCUCCUGCUCCUCCGGGUCUCCAGCAGCAGACAUUUGUCACCUCAGUGGACGCUAUGACCGCCUCGUUCAGCGUGGCUCUCUGAGGAAAGAUGCUCAGCAGAGAACAGUUCUCCAACAGCUGGCUCAGCUGCAGCACACCAUGGAGAACUACAGUAACAGCAUCUAUAUGAACCCACCUCCGCCGAGGCUUAACUCUAAAGAUGACAACAAAGACCCUCAGAGUAAAACAACAGUUGAAAACAAAGGCGGUGGGUGCACUGCUGAGGACGAAGCCGCUCCACCACCUCCACCACCUCCACCACCCAAAGGCUUUUAUAUCUAUGGAGACGUUGGCACUGGGAAGACCAUGCUCAUGGAUAUGUUUUACUCCCGUGUGGAAAACACUCGUAAAAAGCGAGUCCACUUCAACGGCUUCAUGUUGGACAUCCACAAAAGGAUCCAUCGGAGGAAACAAAGCCUGCCAAAACGAAGGCUAGGGAAAAUGUUCACCUAUGACCCCAUAUCACCGGUUGCCAUGGAGAUCAGCAGCGAAACCUGCCUCUUGUGUUUUGACGAGUUUCAGGUGACUGACAUCGCUGAUGCCAUGAUCCUGAAGCAGCUGUUCGAGACGCUGUUCAUGACCGGAGUGGUGGUGGUGGCCACCUCCAACAGACCCCCCGACGAUCUGUACAAAAACGGACUUCAGAGGGACACCUUCCUACCUUUCAUCGACGUGCUGAAGGACUACUGCCACACCGUGUGUCUCAACUCUGGGAUUGACUACAGGAGGCUGGACAACACUGCAGCAGGGAAACUCUACUACCUCACAGGGGAGCCGGGUGUGGAGGCCUUCUUGGAUACGUUAUUUGAAGAGCUGGCCCUAAGUCAAAACAGUGCUACAGGCCCUCGCUUGCUCACGGUGCUGGGCAGAGAUGUGACUCUGAAAAAGACCUGCGGCUCCAUCGCAGACUGUACUUUUGACGAACUGUGUGGCAGACCUCUGGGAGCCAGUGACUACCUGGAAAUGGCGCGGCUCUUUGACACCGUGUUUAUUCGCCAUGUUCCCAUGCUGACCCUGAGCCUGAAGGACCAAGCCCGGCGCUUCACCACCCUCAUAGACAACUUCUAUGACAACAAGGUGAGAGUGGUGUUGCUGGCGGCUUCUCCUUUAGAUCGGCUGUUUGUCCACAGCGGAGGGGACAACGAGAGGGACAGACAGCUGCUGGAUGACCUGGGCCUCAGCGGGGCAGCUGCAGAGCAACUGACUCUGUUCACAGCCGAGGAGGAGAUCUUUGCCUUCCAGAGGACCGUCUCCAGACUGAUGGAGAUGCAAACGGAGUCGUACUGGAUGAAAGGAGACCGCAAGAAACACACCAACACCUAACAUCCACUGCUGACUGCCUGAUAAUCAUAUAUACCUCCAGACAAAUCAUUACCUCACCAACUAACUACUGACACUAUGAGACUUAAACAGAAAAGACCCCUGAACAAACUAUUAUCCGCCGUUAAUAUAUAACAAAACUCGACACCUGUUUUCGAUCCGGACUUGACUUCUCUUCAGCUUGUGCAUGUGUGUUUCUGUUUUGUCCUCUUCUAAAAGGUGUGCUCUCUCCCCCUUGUGGACUUUUUAUUUAAAAGAACAUGAAAAUCUCCCAAACAUGUGAGAACCACAAGACAAACAGGCGCUCACAGCCACCAAGUGUCCCUCAGAAUAGCUGGCUACCGCCCUCUAGUGGCUGAAUGUGAAAAAGGCUCCAUAUUCUCAGCCAGUUCUUGUUUUAUGACACAAUAACAGUCUCUGAGCAUUGGAUUAAAGGUAUGCUAUACAGGAAAAAAUCUAUAGACUCAUACAAGAGUAAUUCCUCUCAGUCAUCAUUUAUGACCCACUACAGAAGCGUGUCUGCAGGGACUCUACUGUUCUACAAAGCCUAACUGCGGUAACUACAUUUUGGUUGAAAUUGAGUGAUAACUAAAAAUGAACUCCUUGAUGUUUGUUUUAUGUUGUGACAAAGUUUUAAAUUUCAAUUUUGCUUUAUUUCAGAGAAAUAAUGAUACAAAAAUUGCAGUAACGACAAAAUCCAACUCAAAACCACAGUGAGGCCUUGAAUUUCUUCAUUGUGUUGAAUAGUGAAAACAAGAAUAAUAGAAAUUAUAAGUUUAUUUGAUAGGGAAAAUAUUAUCUAGAUAGUGAUUAAGCGAAAAAGUGAGAUUAAAUUAAAUUAAGAUUAAAAUAUAACAUUACUUUAUCAUAUUAAGUCUAAAGUACAGACAUCUUUGUAUAGUUUUUAAACACUUAAUACACUUAUAACAAAAUCAAUUUGAAAAUGUUUAUUCACUGAAAACAAAAUAUAAAAGCUGAAAGAAGACAACAACAUUGUAGUUACUGCACUCUGUUUGUGCAUUACUAUUAGAAGCUUUAACAGCAAAACCAAAGUGCAGUAACUACAUUGUUGGGGGAAAAAAAAAAAGUUUCACCCUUUGCGUACCUACUGCAGUUAGGCUUUGUAGGGCAGUCUACCCCAUGUCUGUAUUUUCUCAUUUCUUUUCAUUUUGCUGCAUUCAGACUGUUUCUGGGCAUCAGCAAUAGCAAACACUAAAACUUAAGUAUAACAAGACGAAUCGCCAAGCAGACGAACCUCAGUCCAAAACGAGAGUGAAUCUGAGCCGGGGAGGAGCUUGACUGCCAUGUUUAUAAACAGCAAACAACAAUUCCUGCAUAGUAUACCUUUAAACCUCAACACUAUAAAACCUGGUAUUAUUUUAAAUGUUAUGCAUGAUAUUAUAUGCAAUGUAUUUAAUUCAUUCCCAGGCUCAGUAGCUGUUAGAUUAGUCUUUGAAUUUGACUCUUUACUAAGAUGGUUUGACUACAGUUUCUAUUGCUUACACUGAAUAACUUGGAAGGGGGAAUAUGUCUUCUUGCAUUAUUGCAGGCAUUAGAGUACACAUCUGCAAGCUGCAGUAAAACACUUCAGGAUAAUGAAAUUAUCAACACAAACAACUGUAAAGGGGUUUGGGAUUAUUGAAACAAGACAUUUCAGGAACUUUUUUUAUAUGCACAUGGACAUAAAAGAAACACGCACAAAACAUCCUUUCGGGUGCUAGGCAUAGCAGUUUAUUUUGAUUGCAAAGAUGACGAAAUGUGAAACAAAAGUGACAAUUUUUGGUCACAUUUUUUUCCGCAUAUGGUUUUUACAUCUUAGGAGCCUCACCUAGAUUUUUUUUUCUUGCUUUUUUUUUAAUGGGACAAAAAUAAAUAAAUAUUUGAGCCAUGACGAAAUAUUUUAAACUGCACAAAACUGCAAUUAUUAUAUAGGUAUUAGGGGUGUGUAGCGAUGUACCAGUAUUGAUGAUAACGAUGAUAUUUAAAUAAUAAAAUAUUGAGAAAAUGUUAAUAAUACAUAAUCUCAUGUUUUUUCUGCAUUUUCUGUUUCUUUCCAUUCUUGCUCUGUCUUUCAUUUUGUGGGGCAUUCAUUUGCUGAAUAAAGUGUUCAUAUUAUUUAUAAAUAAGGUAAUAA
Molecule: messenger RNA, 3687 nt
Organism: Centropristis striata (black sea bass)
Lineage: Eukaryota; Metazoa; Chordata; Actinopteri; Perciformes; Serranidae
Gene: afg1lb
Product: AFG1 like ATPase b
Exons: 13
Coding region: 42-1556 (504 amino acids)
Cellular component (GO): mitochondrion; cytoplasm
Molecular function (GO): ATP hydrolysis activity; ATP binding
Source: RefSeq, a predicted model, not a curated record